UGUGUUGUCUUUCAGGCAAGCAUUCACAUCAGCUCCCAGCGCCCUUUGCAGUAUGGCUGGCUGGCUUACAUGCUGGGAGAGAGAGCCUCUAAAAAAUUCAACGAAUACAGUAAAAUCUUCACAGUGGAUGGCAACCUGUCGUCUGGGAAGGGCAAGCUGGCACAGCAAAUUGCCGAUAAAUUAGGAAUGAAAUAUUUCCCAGAAGCGGAUAUCCAUUAUCAAGACAGGAUCGCAGGGGAUGGACCGCUGCUGGAUGAGAGGUUUAAUGGCUUCUGUAACCUAGAGAGAUUUUACAAUGAUCCAAAAUGCCCUGAUGGACACUCUUACAGGCUGCAAGCUUGGCUGUUUGGUAACCGUGUUUUACAGUACUCUGAUGCAUUGGAACAUCUGCUCACCACAGGUCAAGGUGUGGUGAUGGAGCGCUCUCCCUACAGUGACUUUGUAUUUUUGGAUGCAAUGUUUAAACAGGGCUAUAUCCACAAACGAUGUGUUGAUCACUACAAGGAGAUUAAAGAGAUCGGCAUUUGUGAAUUCCUGCCACCUCACUUGGUCAUUUAUUUGGAUGUACCUGUCCCAGAUGUGCAGAAGAGGCUUCAAGAGAAAGGAGAGCCUUAUGAGAAAAAGGUGUCUGCUUCGUAUCUCCAGAACAUUGAGGAUGCUUAUAAGAAAACCUUCUUACCAGAAAUGAGUGAGACCUGUGAAAUUCUGCAGUACACAGCAAGUGAGGCAGAGGAUGUGGAGAAGGUAAUUGAAGACAUUGAGUACUUGAAAUUUGACAAGGGCCCAUGGCUGGAACAAGAUGAUGUUUCUUUCCAUCAUUUGAGACUUUUUGUUCAGGACAAAGAUGGAGUGCUGGAUCCUGUAGCUAUCCCUCGGUUCAUUCCAGAAAUCACAAUUGGAGGCGCUGAAUAUGAUAAAAUCUAUUACGAAUUUCGAUCGAUGCACAUUUCAAAAAGCGAGUUCUGGAUUUUGCCUGGAUCCCUACCUUUUUUGAAGUCUAACUUCUACAUAAGAGGAGUAGUGACACAAAUGGUUUGCUUCCUGGUUGCAAUUAUAAGAAGGGCUACAACACUGAAGUUGGUGACAAAUGGAUCUGGCUGAAAUGAAAUCUGCCUCGCUCGGGAGCCCUAACAGUGAUCAACCACAGCACUUCAGUGGAGAAGAAGCUGAGUUCAGUGUGCCUGCUCUGCAUCAAUUCUGUGUAGCACAAAGGAAAUGCUGGAUAAAUCAUCUUCCAGCUACAGCAUAAGAGAACAGACUCCUGGAAGGCAAAUGCAAAUCACCUCAUUCCGAUUUGUUCUUCCCUGCUGAAUUCAGGGUGCUUUCUCUUUGAAUGCUUGAUAGCCUAUGUGUAAUAGAAAAGUGGUAUUACAGGAGCAGACUUAAGAUCAGUGCUGAACUUCUUCAUCAAGACUGUGGCAUGCUAUUAUACAGAAUUAUUGUUGUUUUCCUGAAUGAAGAGAAAUUAAACCUGUAUCCUCCUGGUUCUCACAAAGUUAA
Molecule: messenger RNA, 1500 nt
Organism: Meleagris gallopavo (turkey)
Lineage: Eukaryota; Metazoa; Chordata; Aves; Galliformes; Phasianidae
Source: RefSeq, a predicted model, not a curated record